Molecule: messenger RNA, 3195 nt
Organism: Trichophyton benhamiae CBS 112371
Lineage: Eukaryota; Fungi; Ascomycota; Eurotiomycetes; Onygenales; Arthrodermataceae
Product: SH3 domain protein
Exons: 3
Coding region: 1-3195 (1064 amino acids)
Biological process (GO): ubiquitin-dependent protein catabolic process; mitotic cell cycle checkpoint signaling; protein ubiquitination
Cellular component (GO): nucleus
Molecular function (GO): metal ion binding; protein binding; ubiquitin-protein transferase activity
Source: RefSeq, a predicted model, not a curated record
AUGGAAAAGCCCAAGGAGGGCGGUUCGGCGCUGGUAGAUUUGGGAAAAGAGCUGACUUGCUCUAUAUGCACCGAGAUUCUCUACCAGCCGCUGACCUUGCUCGACUGCCUACAUACAUUUUGCGGAUCGUGUUUGAAAAGCUGGUUCUCAUGGCAGGCAUCGAAUCCAACGGAUGGCAACAGACCGCGGUUUACAUGUCCAUCAUGUCGGGCAUCUGUUCGAGAUACAAGACACGAUGCGAAAGUGGCCACCUUGCUCGAUCUCUUCCUCCAGUCAAACCCGGAUCAAGUAAAGUCGGCUGAGGAGAAGGAGGAGAUCGCAUCGGAGUACAAACAUGGGGAUUCCGUGCUGCCUGAAGUUGGGCAGGUAGUGCGGUCUGCAAGUGACGAUGAGGACGAGAGGCUCCUAGCCGAGGUCAGAGAUAUGAGUCUGCGGGAUGUUCAGGGAGCCAGCGGUGGUGGGAGCGGCAGCAGCGGACGUCGUCAUCGUAGUCCGUUGGCACCGCGCUCAAGAGGAAGAUCGGAGCGCAGUCCUGGUGCACAGGCGAGGGAGCAGCGGGUGGAAGAUGCUAGGCGGAGACGGCGGGCGGAAAGGCGAAUGAAUGCCUCACCUGCCAUGCGCAACCCUCGAGACAUAAGCCCGGAUUCGAGAAGGGUUGAGCAUCAGUCCAGCUUACGGUCGCUUAUUGGGUCAACGGGCGAGUCGGCCAUCGAGGAUGAGAUCCUACGCCAAAUCGCAGAGGAAGGGCUGCUGGAUGGCAUCGACUUACACAGUCUGACACCUACGCAGGAAGACGAGUUGACGGAACGUAUUGCGCAGGCCUUCAAGCGGCGGCACCGAGUCCCUUCUCCCACCCACAUCUCAAGGCGAAGAGAGAGCGAGUCGCCAGCUCAGCCACGACCAGUAUCACAGGAUAGACAGCAGCAGCAGCCCCGGCAACAAGAGCGGUCUCCCAGUGCUUCAGCCUCUACGCCUCGGGCUCGAGAGCCUACCAGACGGGCUCCACCGACCUCUCGACCUCGUCUUCUAGAGCCUCUCACCGCUCAUCAUGCUGCAAACCACCGUCGAAGUGCCUCUGAUCAAGGGAUGGGCACUCGGAGACGGCGCACAUCGCCAACUCCGCCCACAGGCUUCUCCCUCUCUUCCGAGGCACUGGCCCAACCCGCGGCCCGCACAGCUAGCGGUGGCUCUACUGCAGGUUCCGGCGCCGGCACUGCUGCGGGAAGUGGCCCUGGGGCUCCUUCGACUGGGCCGUCCCGCAGACGAGCCUCAAAUAGCUCCCUUCCGCCGACAUCACUACGGAACCAGCCAAUUCCACCACUUCAGGUCAACCGUUCAAGGCGUCCUUCGUCUCCUGGAGAGAGGCAGCGCCGGCGGAGCCCUGCUGCUAUCAAUCCAAACGGAGGAAACACCGCUGUUGAGCCUCCUCCUGCUGCUGCUGCUGCUACUGCACCGUCUGUCGUCAGUGAAAUUACUGGGCUCCAUACUUCGAACAGGCGUCAGGCUUCACAGUCACAGUCACAACCAUCUACUCCAGCCACCGCUACUGCUGCUGUCAACACACCAGUAACCGCCUCUCCGCCACCGGGACCAAUUAGACGAGUCUCAAAUCCUGUUAUUCUACCGUCUACUGUGGCUCCUGCUCAGAUGCCCCCCGAGCCUUCAAUAUCAUGUGAACGGUGCGGGAAGAACAACAUACAGUAUGAAUUGCACAAAGUUUGCAAACUUUGCAAGUCCGGCAAUUAUUGUCUCUGUGCUCGUUGCUAUCGUCUCGGCCGCGGAUGUCUGCAUUGGUUUGGAUUUGGUCACGCAGCGCAAUACUUCUUUGAGAAGAAGAUGGCAUCUUUGAACAAGCCGUUGAACGAACAAGAACCGCCUCACAAGCUUACCUGGCGUAGGUACUUACGGCCACCAGAGGAACGAGUAGAACAAUCGUCGUCAUCUUCCCAGAGUCCACGGUCUGCUCAUGUGCCGCUUUCUAGACGAGUACAAAUGGGCAUGUUCUGUGAUAUGUGCGAGCGGUUUACUGAUGAAUGUUUCUGGAAAUGCAGAGAGUGCAAUGACGGUGAAUGGGGAUUCUGUAACAAGUGCGUUAACCAGGACAAAUGCUGCACGCAUCCUCUGUUGCCGAUAUCCCGUGUCAAGGUGAAGCCAAAGACAGAUGCACAAACAUCUCCACGAACCACAACCUCGCUUCCUUCUUCAACGGAAGCCGCCGAAUACAGACCCCUCACAUUCUCUACACAAUGCAAUGUCUGUACAUACCCCAUCCCUCCUUCAACGACACGAUUCCAUUGCAUCCAGUGUAACGAGGGUGACUACGAUAUGUGCACGAACUGCUAUCUGAAAUUAGGCGCAUCAGGCAAAAUCAGCAAGGAAAACGGCCGAAAUGGCUGGAGGCGGUGCCUACAGGGCCAUCGCAUGAUAAUUGUUGGCUUUGAGGACCACCGAGUAGGACAGAUGAGAGUCGUCGUCCAGGGCCUUGUGGGCGGACACGCAUGGAAGGACGAACACAUCCCAACCCCCUCUUCCGGCGCCAGGAGAGAUACCAGCAAUAACAGCAACACUCCCACCAGUCCCGUCUCCGAAACCAACGGAACACCAGGCCGAUUUGCCCUCCAACGACAAAACUCCGGCCGCUGGACAUGGACCGAACCCACAGACUCAAGUGACAGCAACUUCAGGCAACGACGCAGACUUAACCGAGCCAGACAACAUCUCUCUUCUGGUCCCGAGAGUCCGUCGGACAGCUCCUCUUCGUCCCCCUUCCCGCUUAGCACCACCCGCUUCCCUCCAUCAGGUGGCAUCGGCCUACGCCUUAUCGCCAAAUGGUCACAUCACCCUGAACCCGACAACAAUGACGAGAUAAUGUUUCCUCGGGGCGCGGAGAUCACGGAAGCUGAAAACAUCAACGACGAUUGGCUUUGGGGAUGCUAUGCUGGUCAGAAAGGGUUUUUGCCCGGCGGAUACGUCCUUCUCAUUGACGAGAUAAACGAUAUGAAAUGUUUUCUCGAUAUAUUUUUUUUUUUUCUUGUUGAUAUCUUUCUUACUUCUUUUCUUCCUUUCUAUCUGUCCCCUUCUAGCUGGACGGAUGCACGAGUCAUGAUGAAUAAGACGAUGGAUGGAUACACAUACAGGGAUAACAUUUAUACAAAAGGGUAUAUACUACAGCUAGAUAUAAUGAUCAUGAGUUAA